UUCACAUUUAUGGUUUUCAGUUUUGCUACUUUGGUACUGAAACUACAUUUGCAUCUUCAUUCGGAACCGUGGUCCCAGGACACUAUGCGAACGAAACGCCGACAGAUUAUGUAAUUUGUUGUCUCAAGUCUCUCAACGUACCGCAGCAGCGUUCGAUAGAAGUCGUGAUUCGUUGUCUGUAGUGGCGGACUGCGAGAGACCUGCCAUUCCUAAUCCGUGGCGCUCGCGUGUUAUCCAGCUCUACAAGCAGCGAAGCAGAUAUUGCAACCACGCCGUAACAAGCCUAACCAGUGUUCGAAAAGGUAAAACGGAGUUGGAAAUGGCGGAAGCAAAGCGAGUCGAGGAUAAUACGAAGGACUUGCUGUUCGACGGCCCAACCAGAUCGACAAUCACCAAGUUGAAAGUACGCGUUGGGGAGCAGGUUUCCCGUGGCCAAGUGUUGUUUACUUAUCGCAUUCCUAGCCAAGAUGACGAAAAAACAUCUAAACCCGAUGAUGGAAAAUUCCGCUGCCCAGAAACUGCCUUGGUUACUCAUAUCCUAAUCGGAAACGGGGAUGUCCUUACGAGCAGGAUGGUAAUGGUGAGGAUAAAGCCGGGCUGUUCCCAUGAGAUCCGCAUGAAAGAUUUGUGUGCUGCGUGCGGCGCCGACCUGCGCGGCGCCGCAAGUGGAUCCGGUAACGGCAGUCGGCAGGCAGAAUCAGCACCGGGUGUAACGAUGGUACAUAAUAUAUCGGAACUGAAAGUCAGCCAGGAGAUCGCUGAACGCCUUGGCGAGGACGACGUGCAGCACCUGAUCGCCAACCGGCGGUUGGUGUUGCUGGUCGACUUGGACCAGACCCUCAUUCAUACCACCAUCGCUGCUGUCAACAGUAAUAUGAAAGACGUCCACCACUUCCAGUUAUCGAAGGGACCUGUAAAUAAUCCCUGGUACCACAUGAAACUCCGCCCAGGCACACUCCAAUUCCUCACCGACCUGCUCCAGUAUUAUCAAUUGCACAUCUGCACUUUUGGCAACCGGAUGUACGCCCACAAGAUUGCGGAGAUUUUGGAUCCCAACCAGACACUCUUCGCCCAUCGCAUUCUGUCCCGCGAUGAGAUCGCGGAUCCACAUCUCAAAACCGCCAACAUAAAGGAUCUGUUUCCGGUGGGGGACGAUAUGGUAUGCAUCAUCGACGACCGGGAGGACGUGUGGAAUUACGCCGCCAAUCUCGUACACGUGCGGCCGUACGCCUACUUCAAGAAUACCGGCGACAUCAACGCGCCCUUUCCCAAGAACGCCGUCACCAUCGGUGCAGCACCCGAAAAAGCGGAAGCCACGAAGCACCUGUACGAGAACCGCUUUGCCGACGGCGCAGCGACUGAGACACAGGAAGACGUAGAUGAUUACCUGCUGUAUCUGCGGACCAUUCUCGUCAACAUCCACGCCGAGUAUUACCGCCGGUUUGACGAGCUAAAUCCGGCUGGCGCCGGGACGGCCAGUAGCACAAAACGUCUACCCAAAACCAAAGAGGUGAUACCGGCGCUGCGGGAGAAGGUCCUCCAGGGAUGCCGGUUGGUGUUCUCCGGAUUCUUCCCAAGCGACACGCCCUCACCGGACAGGGAUAAAGCGGAAGAUUUGGUGCGGUCAUUUGGUGCAGUAAUGCAGUCAGGCCUCUUGGAUAGAGCUAUGGAGCCAAAGAACUACACGACGCAUCUCGUUGCGGCUAGGGAUGGGACGGAAAAAGUCCACAAGGCCCGCGAAUUACACGUGCAUGUGGUCAACGCGGACUGGCUGGCCGAGUGUGUGCGGCGCUGGGAUCGUGUGGACGAGAAACUCUUUCCCCUUCACCAGGCCAGCAGUGCCGGUUUGCGUCUGCCUGUUGACCUGAACGCACCUCGCAGCGGAUACCCACAACGCCGCGACACCGCAGUGAGCCAAAGCGAGUCGAUGGGCAGUACAGGCGAUACGAAGAAGGCGAGUAACACUGCGGACAACGCCGCUGACUCUUCCAUAAAGGAGGACACAGUGGACCCGUCUCCCUCGACAAUAGAGCGGUCAGCGAGCUAUCUAUCGAGACUUUCAGCCGACGAUAUCCUCUGGAUGGAUCACGAGGUGGAAGGCGCCUUCGAUGAGGACGACGAAGAGGAAUUUAUCAGUGAACACGCGCCGGUGUUCGGUGCAGAGCGGGGCACGAAGCGGAAGCGGGACACGCUGGAUCUAGAGUCCAGCGAGGACGAGGAAGCGGAAGAGCGAAUGGCCAAACAGCUGAAACAGGAGGAUCUCAGUCUGACCAGCUCGAGUGAGGCUGAUGUGGAAUUUCGUUUCAACGCGGACGAAGACGAUAGCAAUACGUUGGGCGAGAUGGCCCGGGAGCUGGAUGAGCGGCUGGAGGAAAAGGACUGAAGGGGAGCGGGACAGGUACUUAUUUUACAGUCACUGAAAAUCGGUGUUGCUGUUGAUUAUGGCAGUGCGAUGUCACUUAAAGAACUACAAAGCACAGUGCAAAUAAAAUACUGGUUGGUUUCUUUUUUAGUUUUCCGAUAAUUGUUUUUGUUAAACUUCUCCUGCAACGCCGCUUUUAUGCUCGGAAACAACAUAAGGAGCGGGAGCGUUAAAUGGAACUUUGUAGUUGUUCUGCACUGUGUUGUAUGAGGUCAGAUUACAUCAA
Paramacrobiotus metropolitanus is the source of this 2648-nucleotide messenger RNA. Its product is annotated as RNA polymerase II subunit A C-terminal domain phosphatase-like. The coding region runs from base 320 to 2383 and encodes 687 amino acids. Lineage: Eukaryota; Metazoa; Tardigrada; Eutardigrada; Parachela; Macrobiotidae. Gene Ontology annotation, cellular component: nucleus. The record is from RefSeq and is a predicted model, not a curated record. Gene Ontology annotation, molecular function: RNA polymerase II CTD heptapeptide repeat phosphatase activity. The transcript has 7 exons.